AUGAAAGGGGCAGAGAAGCCGGGUCCCUUCCAAAAAGCACGACGCCAAAGUCAAUGUAAACCUUCAAAUACGUUGCUGCCAAGUUGCCAACCCGUGAUUAGACCCUCCAUUAGUGACGUCCCGUGUUCUGCAGCUUGUGAUGCCGAUGGUAGGGUAACACAUGUUUCGUUGCCCUCUAAGCGGCUCCAAGGAAGCAUUUCUCGCUCUCUUGGAAGCCUCACACAUCUUUCGCACCUCAAUCUAUCCCACAAUCUGCUUUCCGGUCCUCUGGAAGCUGGACUCUUCUUGUCCUUGAGUCGCCUUGAAAUCCUUGAUUUGAGCUAUAACCAUCUCUCCGGAGAUUUACCUUCGUUUCUAUCAUCUAGUUACAUUCAAAUAGCGGAUUUGUCGAACAAUCAAUUCAAUGCUACAAUUCCUUCUUCAUUCCUCCAGCAUGCCUGGAAUUUGAGCAGUUUGAAUGUCAGCAAAAAUCAGUUUACAGGCCAAAUACCUUCCUCUUUCUGUCUUCGUUCUUCUUCGAUUAGAGUGUUGGAUUUCUCCAACAACGAUUUUAAUGGUUCAAUUCCUCUCGGACUAGGAAACUGUUCGAAAUUGGAAACCUUUCGUGCGGGCUUCAAUACUCUCUCUGGAACUCUUCCUAGUGAUCUCUACAAAGCUCAGGCUCUUCAUGAAAUUUCGUUACCUUCCAAUCAGCUUUUUGGUCACAUUAGUGACAACAUUGUCAACCUUACCAGCCUCACAAUCCUAGAGAUCUACUACAAUCAUUUGAGUGGCGCACUUCCUCUCCACAUCGGGAAGCUCUCCAAAUUAAAACUCAUGCUCUUUCAUCUCAACAAUCUUGAAGGUCCUUUGCCCCCAUCUUUGAUGAAUUGCACUAACCUUAUCGAACUCAAUCUUGGAUUCAACCAUUUCGAUGGAAAUAUCUCAGAGCUAAAUUUUUCCAAACUUGAUCAACUUAUCAAACUUGAUCUCGUGAGUAAUCACUUCUUCGGCGGCCAUGCCAAAAAGCCUUUACUCAUGCAAGUAUCUGAAAGCAGUUCGUCUGAGCGGAACAGACUCACCAAUGUCACCGGCGCUAUACAUUUAUUGAUGCGUUUGGAAAGUCUCAGGGUGGUCGUGCUUUCAAAUAGUUUUCUAGGUGAAGAACUGCCGGAUGGUGAUGCAAUGAUUGGGUCUGGGUUUCAAAAUCUCCACCUUUUUAGCUUAUCGAACUGCCAACUUAGAGGUCAUAUUCCGGUGUGGAUGUCGAAGCUCAAGAAACUCAGAGUCCUUGAGCUUUUCUCACUUCAAGCUCUUGUAUCUGAUAAGCCUUCCGCUCAAACGGAUAGUGGUGAUGUCGAACUACCUAUCUAUGCGCGUCCCCAGAAUGGAUCUGUCACAUCUCUGCAGUACAACUAUCUGUCCAACUUGCCGCCAUCUAUUAGCUUCCGAAAUAACAGUCUAAGUGGCAACAUUCCCAUUGAGAUAGGCCGGUUGCAAAACCUUCACCACCUGGAUCUCAGCAUCAACAACAUCGAUGGCAGCAUUCCUGACCAGGGUUUGGUUGAUAUAACGUCGAGAUUUCUCCAAUCUCCGUUCAUAUUUGGUUCCCCAGUUGGACCCCCGUGUUUCCCACGAUCGAUAGCCUCCCAGAACACGGCCACCUGCAGUGGCGGCGCUCCGGCAACCGUUCCCAGCAAAAGCCGGGGUGUUCCUGGUUCCAACCCGAGCCCUAGUGGGCUCUAG
Molecule: messenger RNA, 1725 nt
Organism: Malus domestica (apple)
Lineage: Eukaryota; Viridiplantae; Streptophyta; Magnoliopsida; Rosales; Rosaceae
Source: RefSeq, a predicted model, not a curated record